CGGAGUCCAGACGCACUGACGCGGGCACCCAAAGCCGCAACCACAUACGCACAAAUCCCCAUCCACCUGGCUCCCUUUCCCGUAUCCAGCGGCAUGGUGAUGGGCUCGGGCACGUCCUCUGAUCAGGAACUUAUGGCCCCGGCCUCGGAGGGAUCUUCGGGCGCGCCACCGAUCUACCCUCCGUCCCCGACGCGCCCCCGCCCGCCCGUCCCGGUGUUCUCUGGACCCGCGGUCCCCGUCCCCGAGACUCGGGACCCCGAGACGCCUCUCGACGCCGUGCCGCCCGCCCCCGCCGACUCGUCGCACAGCGUGCUUACCGAGGAGCUGGUGUGCAAUCUGCGAAUGCAUCUGGCGCGGCUACGCAUCGGCGAUGACCCAUACAUGCCGAGCCCCGCGCCGACGGACCGGCGGUCGCGACCCGUGCGCUUCAGCACGGUCGACGACGUGCCUCUGCUCAACAUCGCCGCGGAGCGCGUGUACGACGACGAUGACGAGUACGCCACCCUCCGCAACGAGGACGCCGCCACACUCGCCGACCUUAGGCAGAUGCCGAACCGAGAUUUCCGCGCCUGCCCGCGCGAGGUCUACCGCAUGCCGCUACCCCGCGCCCCCUUCGGCAACGACCCCGACGCGCCGUACUUUAUCGUCAUGUACGUCCACCAGCGCCGCGCUGGCCAGCUCGAGCUCGACCCCUUCGACCACCGCUUGUGGCACAUACUGAUGCGAGUAGCGAGAACCGGCGGCAUCGCCGGCGGUUGGCACAUCAUCCACCCUGGCAUGUUUUCCGUGCGCUUCAUGCGCGGUAGGUUUCUCCUCCCUCUCCCUCGUCUCCUCCCCCUCUUUCAUCUUCCUUCGUUCCCUCAUCUCCUCCCUGGCCCCCAGCAGAGGCCAAGAGAAAUGCGGCUCCUCCCGGAGCGGCCCGUAACUGGUCGCCGAACCCUUUUCCUAACGUGCCAGCCUACUGACUUGUAACUUAUAACUAACCCUCCCAUCCUCUAUCAGUCAGCGGCGAUGGCAUCCCUUCGCGUAACAGCGUCAUUGAUGAGCGGAAUCAGGUCUCGGACGCCACGUACUGGGGCGAGGCGGUGCUCGACCUCCUGCAGAUGCGCCAGCAAGGCCGAUGGCCGCCGCCCGAGGAUU
Molecule: messenger RNA, 1140 nt
Organism: Durotheca rogersii
Lineage: Eukaryota; Fungi; Ascomycota; Sordariomycetes; Xylariales; Xylariaceae
Exons: 2
Coding region: 94-972 (292 amino acids)
Source: RefSeq, a predicted model, not a curated record